Penicillium nucicola is the source of this 1002-nucleotide messenger RNA. Its product is annotated as basic secretory family protein. The record is from RefSeq and is a predicted model, not a curated record. Bases 1 to 1002 code for a protein of 333 amino acids. NCBI's taxonomy places the organism in Eukaryota, Fungi, Ascomycota, Eurotiomycetes, Eurotiales, Aspergillaceae. The transcript has a single exon.
AUGGCAAGCCCAGCGCCUCCAGUGUCCACCGCAAUCCCCAAUCUCAACUAUCAGCAGCCGCUAAACGCGGAAGAAAAGCACGCCCAAACCAAUCUCACAAAGCCCAAGCCCAAGCCCAAGACCCCUCAACCCAAGCCAAAACUACGCCUACACGUCGAAGACCUUCGCCACCCAGCUUCAAGUGUCUUCCUCGCCUUUAUCCCAGACAUCGGAUCAACACUAGACCAAGCCUUGGACAACAUAAUCAAGCACCUAUACACAUCGCCAGAGGUAGAGCCAGAAGCAAACACUUCCAAGGCUGCAAGACCAGCACCCUUUAUACCGCAUUUCACACCUAGCAUUCCAUCAACCCGCUCUGUGACGGUCUUCCUCCGCGAUUAUAGCGGUGUGGCUUAUACAACCGGUACCGAGCUAGAUGAUGCCCACAAAGAGAUUCAUGUCUCACUUCCUUAUGUGCAGUAUUGUACUUCCAAGGAUGAUCCGCUUCAUGAGUUAGUUGGGGUUCUUACGCAUGAGUUGGUGCAUUGUUAUCAGCAUACCGCUCCACCGGCCGCGGAUGACAAAGACGGCGAGGGCGAUGAUGAUGAUGGCGGUAUCCCGCGCCCGCCGGGUGGCUUGAUUGAGGGUAUUGCAGACUUUGUGAGAUUGAAGGCUGGACUUGAGCCGCCUCAUUGGAAGAAGCCUCAGUCUAGGAACGAGAGGGCUGAGAAGUGGGAUUCAGGGUAUCAGCAUACGGCUUACUUUUUGGCUUGGCUUGAGGAUGUACGGGUAGGAAAGGGGGCUGUUGGGAUGUUGAAUGAUCGGUUGCUGAGAGUUGGAUAUGUGGGCGAGGCAGAUGAUGACGGGGAGGAAGCUGUAGGUGGCCGUGUUGGAUUUUGGAAGGGCUUGUUCGGCAUUGGAGUGGCGGACUUAUGGGAGGAAUAUGGGUGUUAUUUGGAUGACCCAGCUGGUGCUGGGAGGAGUGGUGGGAAUUGGGAGGAUGAGAUUGUAAACCCGGAGUGA